AUGAUAGGAACUCUUACACCAGAAAUCAUGUCGAAUGGUCGUUUGGAUCCAGCGGAGACAGAACGUUUACUUAGUUUUGGCCCAGAACGCAGAAAGACGCGAAGAGAACUGUGUUUUGUAUGUUUCACCGCGUUGAUAAUUGUAGGCGUAAUAAUAGGAUCAAUUGCAGUAUGGGUAUCACUAUCUUAUGUUGAUUCUGGAAAAAGAAAUGUCAUCCUUAUGAUCUCUGAUGGAUUUGGUCCUGCAUCAGAAACAUUUGCUCGUACUUAUAAACAAUACGUAACUAAAUUAGAAUAUAACUAUGUCACUCCUUUGGAUGAAAUUCUAGUUGGAUCUUCUCGAACUAGAUCAUUUGAUAGUCUUGUCACUGAUUCUGCCGCUGGGGCUACAGCUUUUUCUUGUGGCAUUAAAACCUAUAAUGGCGCUAUAGGCGUUAACCCAAAGAAAGAACCUUGUGGUAACAUAUUAGAAUCAGCAAAGUAUUUGGGCUUGGCAACAGGUUUAGUUGCUACAAGUAGUAUUACUGAUGCUACACCAGCUUCAUUUUCGGCUCAUGUAGUUAAUAGAUUUAUGGAAUCUGAUAUUGCUGUACAACAAAUUGGUGAUAGACCUCUUGGAAGACAAGUUGACUUAAUGAUUGGUGGGGGUCGUUGCUUUUUCUUGCCAAACCAUACAGCAGGAAGCUGUAGAAUUGAUGAACGUGACUUAGUUAUAGAAUCAAAGAAGAGAGGAUUCAAAUUCUUUUCUACGAGAAAAGAGUUUGAUGAUCUUGAACCAGUAGAAAACAAUCUUCCUCUUUUAGGUCUAUUCACACUCGAUAAUAUGUCAUAUGAAAUCGAUCGUGAUCCUACUCAAGAGCCAUCCUUAAAAGAAAUGUCAGAAAAGGCUCUUAAAUUCCUUGAAGCCGCAACUGCUAAUAGCGAUAAAGGCUUUUUCCUCAUGAUUGAAGGCAGCAAUAUUGACAAUGCUGCUCAUGCGAAUGACCCUGCUGCUCAUGCUCAUGAAAUCUUGGCUUAUCAUGACACAAUUUCUCUUGUCAAGAAAUAUGUUGAUGAGCAUCCUGGCACAGUUAUGAUUUCAGUCAGUGACCAUGAGACCGGCGGAUUAUCUCUUGCUCGUCAACUCACUUCCGAUUACCCAGAAUAUUUAUGGUAUCCUGAACCCAUAACACGUGUAAAGAAUUCAUCAUAUGUCCUUUCACAAUUAUUACUUAAUUAUUGGAAUAAAGAUCGUAUUGAAUAUAUUAAAAAUACAAUUCGUAACGGAUUAGGAAUUGAAGAUUUUGAAGAUUAUGCUAUCAAUUGGUUAAAUGAAUCUCAUGCUCAAGUAGAAUACGAAAUGUUUUUGGCUAAUAUGACAAAUUUUAAAGCUCAGCUUGGGUGGGCAACACAUGGACAUUCUUCUAUUGAUGUCAAUCUUUAUGCGUAUGGACAAAAUACUGAAGUUUUACGUGGAAAUCAUGAAAAUACUGAUAUCGGAGAUUUUAUUACCAAAUAUCUUAAUUUGGAUCUUGAUUUCAUUACACAUACAUUCCAUCAGGCUACUGAUUCCACUCAUUUUCACGGUGAUAAAUUUAAUCAUCAUCAUGAAAUUAAGUUUGGUGAUAACCAUAAUUAAAACUAUAUACGUGUUGUGUAUAUAUAUACAUUUUUUGUUUUUUUAUUAUAAUUUGAUUGAAUGUAUUACCAGUUAAAAAAUAGUAUUUUAGUAGUCGAACAACUAAUUUAUGUUUUACAAUUUUUUUUUUUUUUCACCCGAAUUUGUGACUGUGUUAAUUGUGUCCUAAAAAAGUUAGCAUUGCUUACUUUAGUUACUACCGACGAUCUCAUGGCAAAAUAUUUCUUUCAUUAAUCAGGUUAAUCCUUCUUUUCUUCACAGAUGAAUAAUAAAUUUGAAAAUUUAUUUUAGAGCAGCUUAUUAUGAAUUAAAUAUUUGUUCAAUAAUUUAUUAUGUAAAAAAUAACACAUGAAUCCUUCAUUAAAUUUAAUUUAUUCAAAGUGCCAAAAAAAAAAUCAUAUCGAAGACUGUUAG
Rhizophagus irregularis DAOM 181602=DAOM 197198 is the source of this 2031-nucleotide messenger RNA. The record is from RefSeq and is a predicted model, not a curated record. Lineage: Eukaryota; Fungi; Glomeromycota; Glomeromycetes; Glomerales; Glomeraceae.